Messenger RNA from Caenorhabditis briggsae, 348 nucleotides. The record is from RefSeq and is a predicted model, not a curated record. The transcript has 2 exons. The coding region runs from base 1 to 348 and encodes 115 amino acids. NCBI's taxonomy places the organism in Eukaryota, Metazoa, Nematoda, Chromadorea, Rhabditida, Rhabditidae.
AUGCGGUUGGGUUGCGUUAGAUUAACAGACCAAGAUCUCAUAAAGUUUCUUCAAAAAUGGAUUUCAAACGAAGCCUAUCAUAAUCUGGAGACUCUCUCCAUGUUUAUAAUGAAUGACAUAAAUGCUGUUCUGAUACGUCAGUCAGUCGAAUUUGAGGAAUACGAUCCGAAUGAACCAGAGAAGAGACCAAGGGAGUACGUUCUUGAUAUACCGUAUGAUGGUUUGUUCUACGAGAAGUAUCUUAUCAGAGAUCAAAAGUUUGUCGAAAUAAAACGAAUUACAGACGGAAAAAGAGCGUUUCUCGAUGUCGGUGAUAAUCUUUUCAAUUUUUUAGUUCUCAAAAACUGA